AUGGUCAUGAAACUGGAUCUGGUUCGAUGCGAAACGGCGGAAAGAAUUAGAGAAAUAUGGCAGACGUAUCACAAGAGCAAAUUCUGUAUUGCCUCGUCCAUCGACGCCGAUCAAUUCGCCCCCGUUCACCAAAUCGUGUCGAAGUUUCCGAGCUAUGUUGUACCGUUGGUCAGGUCGAGUCAGGGGGCGGAAUUCUUCUACUUUCGACAAGACGGCAACUACUGGCUGUUCUACAGACUGGCAGAAGUCCAGCUGCGCCGAGAAGAAGCAGCUCCGGCGCUGAAGGUGGUCUAUUACUUCGACUUCUUUGACGACAAAAAGCUAGUUCUGAUGAGGGGCGAAAUCGACCCCGUCGCUCUCACCAUGAUCGAGAGUCAGUUCCUGUUGAACCAAGUUCAGGUCUGUUAUCUGGACCCAAGGAGGCUCCAGAGCGUAGUGUCCUUCAACAGGAACCCGGAAAAGUUCAACUGGAACGAACUCUUGGACGACAUCGGCAUGAGUGCAGAGAAAAAAUAA
Molecule: messenger RNA, 516 nt
Organism: Schistocerca gregaria
Lineage: Eukaryota; Metazoa; Arthropoda; Insecta; Orthoptera; Acrididae
Product: ATP synthase mitochondrial F1 complex assembly factor 1-like
Exons: 1
Coding region: 1-516 (171 amino acids)
Biological process (GO): mitochondrial proton-transporting ATP synthase complex assembly
Cellular component (GO): mitochondrion
Source: RefSeq, a predicted model, not a curated record